GUGCGGUUCUGAGUGUUGUGUUUCUCGGGUUCCGUCGUUUCUCGAUUCAUUGAUCGCGGUCUUGGAUGAACGAAACAGUCAUGGCCAACACGCCAGAUGAUCUACGCCAGCGUAUUCCCAGCUGGUCUCUCGAAUCGGACGGGCAGCUGCUGCAAUAUAUGAUUGCGAUUGCAAAGAAUCUCGAGGAAAAAUGCACCAAAACACGCGAUAGCCUAAAUAGUCUGAUGGUACAGGUGGAUCAAACGGAGGUGAAGCUAGCACACACCACCAACCAGUUGUCCGCCGUAGAGCAAGUGAAGUUUGUCGAGAACCGAGUCGAAGAGGACGACGAAAGCUUCUACGGGUUGCGGCGCCGGAGACAGGUGGACGUGGACAGGGAAAAGGCGACAAAUAGCGAUCCGGAGCGAUCGUUGGACGAUAUGAUUCAGCUGGCAGUAGACCGCUCGAUCGAGGGAAUGUACGACUGCUACGAGAAGGUGACCCUCAAACUAGAUAGUGACUCUAGUGACGAUGAUGAUCAGGAGCCCCAACGGGGACAGUCGGUUGAUCCAGUCGUCGGCGGUGGUAAGCCAUCGGUAAUGAGAGCCAUUCCGAGGUACUCGUUCAUUGAGCGGCCGCUACCGCACGUGAUUGGCUCGAAAGAAUGGCACAGCAAGUGGCACGUCGGACUGAUUGAUUCGGAAGACGAAUCCAAUUCCGACCGUAAAGAGGAGUACUCCGAGUCGUCCAGUGACACGGAUGGAAUGUUUCCGUCGCAGCCGAACAGCAAAAAUCACACACCGUCAGAGUCGGAAAGCUCGAUCUGGGGGACGGAAACGCGAAAGCGAACACACUCGAUGGACCCGAGCAACGACGAGGGCUCGUCAGUGUAUUCGUACGGUAGCUCAUCCAAACCACGGCUCUUUCCUGUGCCUCAGCGAGCACCGGCUCCAAUCGCCACGAACCGUCUGAAACCUCCGGGUCUCUUUCCCGAGGAACCGCCGGAAGAAGAGCCUUCGGAAGCUGCUCGAAAACCGGUCGAAAAGGGUCUGUUCGAUGAUUCACCAGAAGAGGAAGACGAUAUGUUGCCAACGCCAGUGCCAGAGACAUCGCAAGGGCAAGUUGUUGCCAAUCGAGAUCGCUUCUUUCGUCCGCCUGCUCAACCAACACGCAAAACGGUCAAUCUUUUCGAUGAUGAACCGCCUCCGGUAACGAAUCAGGAGCAACCAUACGUCGCAGAACAAAAGCGUUCGAUAAAUCUGUUCGUUGAAAGUGAGGACGAGAGUGAAUCGGUAGAAAAUAUGCGCAACAACAACACCGCCAGUGACCGAAAAUCGAUUUCCGACCUACCAGCUAAGCAAGUGAACGAUCGGCAUCGGAUCACUUCGAAACUGGGAAGCAGCUCCGCACUUUCGCCUCAAGCUGCUGAUCCCCGUGCGAUGACGAAAUUGGUCGAUGAACUGAACAACAACUUUCAAAAGCAACAGCAACCGGUCCCGAUCGGAAGGGAAACGGUUAGCGCAACCCCCCGAGAGCAACGUUCCAAUCUGUUCGACGAUGAACAUCCAGAAGAUCAAUUCGAUAAAUUGUUUGCCAAGUCCGUCGCAGCGGUGCAACCGGCGCCCCGAAAACAACCGGAACAACCAACACCUGCCAGUCGAUCGAGAGAUUCGACCAGAAAGCCGGUUGUGAACUUGUUUGCGGAUGAUAAUGAUAGCGAUGACGAUGCUAUUGUGGUGGGUAGCAGUGAAAAGCCAACGCCAACCAUCGCAAGAUCUGCCUCUUUGGUGAGUCCUAAUCGCCUGACACUACCCACGGUAACCAGCGAUCGGGUGACGAUCAAGAAAAAGUCUAUCUUCGAUGAGUCUGACUCGGACGGCGACGAUGCCACGCUUUUCGGUCCAAACAGCAAGCCAGCAAGCAUGAACACCACUACUGUUAAGGAUUCGAGCAAAAUCCCGGCAUCGGCUGUACCCGUAGAAGUCAUAAAGAAACCAGAAAAAUCCAUUUUCAGUGACAGCUCCGAAGAGGAAGAUGACGAUGAUACGCUUUUUGGGAAUUCUUCCAACAUCGUGAAAAACAAGCUCGAUGCAUUGAAGCGUGGCAAUGGUAGCGACGGCACUACGGUGUCAUCUAAGCCAAAUGAUCCCAUCAAAGGAUUGGAAGCGGCACCAAAACGUGAACCUAUUGUUCAGGAUAAAUCGUCAAAUAAUGAUGAUAGUUUGUUCGGAGGAGAAACGGAUCGUAGUUUGGCUACCACUUCUGCUCCAGUAGCUGCGUCGCAAAAAAGUGUCCCCCGAGCGUCGCUUUUCGAUGAUCAACCUCCAUCGGACGAUGAUGAUGGUGGGCUUUUCGGUGGUGGGCGAACUAGUAUCGCAGGAAUUACAGCGAAACUUACCUCGGUGAAAGUAACCAACGGCCCAAAACCGCACAGCGAAACAGCUUCAUCAGCUGCAGUGAUAAAUUCGAACAAAACCAUCGAAAGCACUAAAGCCACCGCAGAAAGCGCAGCUGAAAAGGCCGAUAUCAUCCAAAGCAAUGAUGGUGCUACAAACAAUAAUAGCACAAAUCCAGUCUCGGAACGACGAGCCGAUCCUCUUGCGAGCGGCAGCGUCCGGAGUAUGAUCAUGAAAAAGGCGAUCUUUCACUCAGACUCGGAAAGUGAUGAACAAAAUGACUCGCUGUUUGGUUCAGAAUCGGCAAACGCAACUCUGCCCGCUGUACUCAGUACCAAGUCGGUGGCCGACAGUGGAAUUGAUUGUGAUACGACGACAACGAGUGCAGAAAAUCGAAUACGAAUUAUUGAUUCGGAAGAAACUCAAUCUUCGAAGGGGAAUCUUCCGCAAGCACCGAGUUUAACCAGUGCGGAAGAACCACAAAAAAAUAGUCCGCUUGACUUCGCCGCAGAAGGGCGUACAUCGUUCAACAGAGAACCGAAUGAUGCCGAACAAAAUACGAAUGCACUAAAUGGUGAAAUUUCCGUUAGUACGACAGUAGCUAAAGAUAUAACUGUAACGCAUGAUUCCAAUGAAGCUUUCGAGAAAUCCACCGUUUUAAAAACAUCUUUGUUUGAGGAUUGGUCUGAGGAGGAACGCAGUGACACCGAGGACAGGGUAAAAGAAAACCAGGAUGAAGUGGGACACGUGCAAUCAGAAGCGAAACAAUUCGAAGCAAGACCAUCAAAUCAUAAGCAGGCAACAGAACAUGAAAAUGUUUCGCCUAUCUCUAGUUCUUUGGUCGAUCCUGUUGCCAAUGAUGUGAUGUUCCCCGUUCAAGGCCACUCCCAAGAAGAGCCGCCGAAGAUGGAUGCAGACGAAAAUUCGUCUCCGUUAAUGAUUGCGAAUGAUAUUGAUUAUUAUUUGCGAACCAAUGAGCUUCCUGUCAGUGAAACGCGUGAUGCUUCGAACGCAUACGACGAGCCUACGACACCGCCACCGAGCGCACCAGCAAAGUCUGAACCAAAACGUGCCUUAAACUUCAGCCCCAUCGGUCUUUUCGAUGAUUUACCCCCACCGGAUGAUAUGGAUGGCUUGGAACAGAACGAAAAACAUUUUCCCUCCGCCACCGGCAACGAGUCGUCACUAUCUCUCGAGGAUGCGCCCACAUACGGUGAAUCACAGUCGAUGGAUUACACACCGAACGGAUCUAGUGCCAGCCAGCAGCGAUACAUGUUUGACAAUGAGCCUCCGCCGGAUGACGUGGACAACUAUCGAACUACGGGAGCCUCGGCAAGGCAGCUGUUUGAGGGAAAACUAACUUCGAACGAUUCCUCCGUGUCAUUGCCGCCGUUUCCGAGUGUGCGCGAACCAGAGAAGGCCGCUCGCCCAAAAGUGAACAAGUUAAACAGUAAGUUGUCCAUUAAUGUGGCGGCACUUCUUCCAGGCGCUCGUCGGCUACCGGUGACGACGGUGACGGAGAAAACGACCAGUUCGUCAUCAUCGCCAGAUCCGGGCGAGACAAAUAAGACCGAUCCAUCGCCGGCGCCUAGCUCCAGCAGUAAUUGUGCGCCAGAAAAGCUUUUAGUUAACCUUAACAAGGGACGUGCCCGUAUACCGGCAAAAAGGAAGCCACCAUCGAGAUCGAGUCUACGAGUGGGGAAUAGUUCAGACGAAGCAAAAGACACACAUUCCGAUGAUGCGCGGAUAGUGGUGGGUUCCGAGGGAAAAAUUGAACAUAUCGAGGCAGCAUUCCCUGCUGGUCCUUCUCCUGACGUGACGAUAAAACCCGCGGAACCAGCGAUGGAUCGUUUAAGAGCAAGUGCGCGCAAUACAGUCACCAAAACGGUUCUGCCGGUUGGAAAUGAAACUUCUGUAUCAAAGGGUUCCACCACCACCACCCGACCGAAGGAAGUAUCGGUUGUAUCGAAAUCGAUCUUCGGUGACAGCGAGGACGAUGAGGCGGAUGGUUUAUUUAGUAAACUACCAUCGAAAGCACCCCUCUCGGUAGCAUCGAAAGCCCGGUUAUCGCAGGCGGUAACUGGCACCGAAAACAUACGCAGCAUAUUCGGCAGCGACGACGAUGCAGGAUGCGACGUUGACGAAGACGAUCUGUUUGGCACGAAAAAAUCAUCCAAAUCCAGCGCGACUAUUGUUGGCCAGUUGAAAUCGUCGGUAUCAUCGAAUGUGCUUAAACCGGCGAAGGGGACAAAAAGCCUAUUCGGAGAUGACGGUAGUGACGCUGACGAUGAUGAUGAUUUGUUUGGUAGCAAACGUAACGCUUCCAUCCGGAAAGCCAGCGAUCCUCGACCGACGGUUCAAACUAACAAAUUUGAUGCUAAACCAGCCACGACGGCGUCCACCACACGCACGUUCACCAAAAGCACAUCGAUUGAUCCACUAGCAGAUUUGCUGGACUCCUAGGGACGCCUGGUGGAAACAAUCUUCAUCGUACGGCUGGUUUUCUAGCCACAUUCGGCUCUUGCUAUUGGUGCUGGUUUCCUAUACACCGCGAGAAGCUGCAUAAAGUCAGGAAGUGCAAUGAAUACCACAUACGAAAGGAGAAUGGAUCUGGUUUCGAGCGCGAUAUUACUAUGAAGUUUUGGAGAGAUUACCAAAAACAAUUUUUUGUGGCUACCAGUCGUUGCUGAAGAGUCCGUUCCUUAGGUGCGCCAUAAAGGAUGAGCACGAACAAAAUUAUAAAAUUCGAUAUUUUGUUAACAUUGCCGCUGCUUCGCUGCCACGGUUUGUUGUUAUCUAGUCACAGUAAAGCGUAAUUUGAUCGAUUCGGGAGUUAUAAAUUCGUUUUGCCGUUCCAUCAUCAUUAUAAUCAGUAUCAGACGAGUUUCGAGCUUCGCUGCACCGUAACUUUUUAUCUAAUUACAUUCCAUCAGUUUAUUUUUGCUUCGUUAUGAUUGGCGACCACUAGUGCUAUGAUUCCGUUUAAUAUAUUUUGCAAAGUAUUCCCCUUAUUUUGUUAACUUAGUGCGUUUUCCAUUUUGCUCCAUAAAUAUUGAGGCAUCGUUCUUUAUUAUUUUUGUGAACUAAAUUCCCACAUCCGACUGGUCGUCGGGAUAAUUGCGUGCAACCAUUAAUUAUUUAGACAGUCUAUUCACUUCACAAAAUAUUAGUUUCAACACACAAAUGUUUAUCACGAAUUUAUACCAUUUAACGAAAGAUUUUUCAGAAAUAUGUUUGAUAUUUGUUAUCACAAAAGAGUGUGUUGUUGGUAAUUAGGUAUAUACUGUUCCUUUAUAACGAAGAUUUUCUUGAUUUUCACUAGCAAAUGCAGCAUUACAGUUAGCCCAGAGAAUAAAUGUUUAAGCUGUAGUUUUAUUAGAUAAAUUGCAAAUGGAAAGCGCUAACGUAGGUGCAAGGAAGUUGUUAGUAAUGCGCAAAUGAAA
Molecule: messenger RNA, 5818 nt
Organism: Anopheles cruzii
Lineage: Eukaryota; Metazoa; Arthropoda; Insecta; Diptera; Culicidae
Gene: FAM21
Product: WASH complex subunit 2
Exons: 5
Coding region: 66-4838 (1590 amino acids)
Source: RefSeq, a predicted model, not a curated record